Lathyrus sativus (Indian pea) is the source of this 1146-nucleotide messenger RNA. The record is from the annotation of a GenBank genome assembly. NCBI's taxonomy places the organism in Eukaryota, Viridiplantae, Streptophyta, Magnoliopsida, Fabales, Fabaceae.
AUGGAUCUCACUAAAGUCACCCUUGAAAUCUUCUCCAAACUUGAACACAAAUGGCUUUCUCAUUGUAAAGAUACAUCCACCAAAACCCGCAUUCUCAGCAUUGACGGCGGAGGAACCACCGCCAUUGUAGCCGGCGCUGCAUUAAUCCACCUCGAAGAUCAGAUCCGUCUCCAGACAUCUGAUCUCCAUGCUCAGAUAUCAGAUUUCUUCGACAUUGUUGCAGGUACCGGCAUUGGCGCCAUUCUUGCCGCAAUGAUAACCGCCGCCGAUGCAUUCGGUAGGCCUCUGUAUACUGCAAGAGAAGCUGUAAGUAUCAUCACAGAGAGAAACUCGGAACUCUACAAACUCAAAUCCGCCGGAAUAUUUCGCCGGCGGCAACGGAGAUUUUCGUCGAAGAACAUGGAUAACGUGUUGAAGCAAGUGUUCUUUAGAAAAGAAGAUGCACGGAUGUUGACCUUGAAGGACACGUGUAAACCGUUGCUUAUACCUUGCUUUGACCUCAAGAGUUCGGCUCCAUUCGUCUUUUCACGAGCCGAUGCUUCCGAAUCUCCCAGCUUCAACUUCGAACUCUGGAAAGUAUGCCGCGCCACAUCAGCAACGCCGAGCCAUUUCAAGCCGUUCAACUUCAAUUCCGUCGAUGAAAAAACUUCUUGCUCCGCCGUAGACGGCGGUUUGGUGAUGAACAAUCCUACGGCCGCGGCAGUCACGCAUGUUCUCCAUAAUAAACGCGAUUUUCCAAAGGUGAACGGCGUGGAGGAUCUUUUGGUCCUUUCCUUGGGAAACGGAUCGUCGAACUCGAAAACGUGUGAGAACCGCACGUGCUCAACGCCGUCGGUGGUUGACAUUGUUCUGGACGGCGUUUCCGAGACUAUUGACCAAAUGCUUGGAAACGCUUUCUGUUGGAAUCGUACGGAUUACGUCAGAAUUCAGGCGUUUGGUUUGGGGAAAGAUGGAGGGGCGGAAGAGGUGGUGCUGAAGGAAAGAGGAUUGGAGUCGUUACCGUUUGGAGGGAAACGGUUACUGACGGAGACAAACGGAAAUAGAAUUGAUAGCUUCGUGCAACGUCUUGUUGCUACUGGAAAACCGAGCCCACCUUUCAGUCCUUGCAAGGACUCGGCCGUCGCUACUCUUGCUAACGGCCGCUAG